AUGGCAACCACCACAACAACACCGGUCGAUACAUUGCACCCAUCAGCAGCCGUUUCUAAUAAUGAGCCCAAGGCUUGGCUCAGAGCCCAUGGUCGUGUCCUGCCGCAAUUCCUGAUUACGUUGACGUCGUAUAUGGCGAUUGGGACUUUGGCAGUAUUUACGGUGACGUCGCUCUUUUGCUUUUUUCUUGCCGUCAGUGUAUGUGAAGAUGUGAUCCGUGCGGCUAUCCCUACACGUUUACUGCAAUAUGAAUGGAUCAUUGUGAUUGACAAGGUGCAGGCACACUUGACGCAUUUUGCCGAGUGGGAGCAGCGGAAAAGAGACGCAUGGCCAUUCAAAUACCGAGAUAUGGAUCGCUUCCACAAGAUGCUAGUUUAUUUGACAGAAUACCUAAGAGACUAUGUGCACCACCACCGUCAUCAUCAACAUCAAACACCUACCAAAUAA
Messenger RNA from Lichtheimia ornata, 447 nucleotides. RefSeq lists its product as uncharacterized. Bases 1 to 447 code for a protein of 148 amino acids. The transcript has a single exon. The record is from RefSeq and is a predicted model, not a curated record. Lineage: Eukaryota; Fungi; Mucoromycota; Mucoromycetes; Mucorales; Lichtheimiaceae.